This is a messenger RNA of Bursaphelenchus xylophilus (pine wood nematode), 4683 nucleotides long. NCBI's taxonomy places the organism in Eukaryota, Metazoa, Nematoda, Chromadorea, Rhabditida, Aphelenchoididae. The record is from the annotation of a GenBank genome assembly.
AUGUUCAAAAAGCCAUUUUCCGUAAAGAGUAAUACAAAUAUAAGGAACUCUGAAAGGUAGGGCCAAUAUAACAAAACAAGAUUCCCACAGGAAGAAGCUUUUUGCGUCUUUUCCAUCUGAUUCCGUCGAUAAAUUCCCGUCCAAGGCAGUUUUUUCCAUCUGUAAAGUGAUCAACUUUCAACAAAGAGAAGUAAAUGUCUACUUCUGUGAAAGAACUCCUGUUUUCUUCAACAUUUCGGAUGAUGCUAACAUCUACCCUACUUUAUAUUUUCUGUGGCAAUUUCCGGCCGCCAUUCCUAUUCUUUUAAUUCAUGAUCAAGUAUUUGAAUUUAUUCAAAAUGGUGCAGAUUUAAUGCUUCCUGGUGGGUGGACCUGUUUAGGCUUAUAUCUUCAGGCGUUUUUAUUCAUCCGGAUUACAAGUUCCCCGAAUUCCCGGUCAAUUCUCCCGUUUCUAUUGGUAUUUAUUCUGGAAAACAUGGGACUGUGAGUGGUCCUGUGGCAGUGGGAGUCUCGCUGAUGUCUUCACAAGAGAUGAGAGCAUGUGGAAUGAAAGGACGAGGGGUUACUGUUCAUCAUGUUAUCCAUGAUCAUCUAUGGGAUGAGGGAGCUAAGGGAAAUCCACCCAUAAUUCAAUUAGAGACCAUAUUUCAAUCAGCAACGGAUGAGGUUGAAGAAGAUUUGGGAUCUACGAUUGAGUCCGUAUUACAAUUAAAUCAGGAACCAGAAGAAGAGAAAGUAGAAGAGAAGGAAGAAAAAGAAGAAAACGAAGACAGCGUGGAAGAAAACGACGAAAAAGUACUCUUUUUUAAAAGACGGUUUCUUAUUCAGUGCAGUCAGUAUCCGUGGACAUAGAAAAAGAUCGAUAAUGGAACCAUUAUUUUUCCGAUUUCCUAUCUGUAAGAUGCCGUAUCGGCCGAUAAAAACGGUGGUAGAAUCUUUCAUUCUGAAAAUUUCACAGGCGAUUUUACGAUUUUUGUAAUCAUCGUAACAUGCUACUCUAGAAGUAAUCGAAAAAAAAAGUUUUGAAAAAGCAGCGAUAAACUUUGUGACAUAGUGGCCGGGACUACUAAUCCUGCGAGCUGAGUUCGGGUCCGACUGGGUGCGAAUAUCGAAAAGAAGACGGAAAUUAACUUUUUUCAAACCGUUUGAGUUUGAUAACACUUAUUCUAAUUGUUAUUGUAAGAAAUUUCCCGUUAAAUUUUCUUAUGGCUUACAAUCAUUUUUAGUAAUGCAAAAAAGAUUUUUUUCCUAUGUCCACACCUGACUGGCGGUUAAUGACAUCGUUUUUUUCAGAGACAGUUAGCGAGAAAUUGAAACUUUUCCUGUUUAGCUGGCGACGUUCAAUUUUUAACUGAUGGGAACCAGAGAUUGCCACGGCUCCGGAGCCGCUCAGAGCCGGAGCCGGAAAUUUUGGGGUCGGCUCCGGCUCCCGAGCCCAAAGUCGGAGCCAGGCUUCCCAGCGGUCAGAAAAGUAAAAAUUUCGUGAUCUUGUUAAACCAAAUUGCUUGAAAAAACACUGCGGAGGAUGUCACUUGACUGCAAAAACGUUGGCUGGCACUAAUAACUUUUAUUUUUGGAAAAAUACUUCUAAAAAAACAUUUUGCAUAGGAGCCGGGAUUCGGAGCCGGAGGCCUUUUUAAAUUUUGCACGGAGCCAAGAGCCGGAGCUGCAAAUUUGGCCUCGGCUCCGGCACUGGGAGCUAAGAGCCGGAGCCGAAAUUUUGACCGUGGCAAUCUCUGGUGGGAACCAUAUCUACAUUUAUGAUUUAGCCCAUAGGGUAUUUAAGGCCGUAGUCAACUUUUGUUUCCAUAGUACACUCCAUUUCAAAAUGAUAGACACGCCUAUAAAAUUUGCAAUUGCGGUGUCGGGGUUCAGUUGACGGAUACGAAACCUAAACAGGUUGAAAGAGGAGGUUUGAAAACCUACACCUACAAAUCAAUUUUCUCAUUGCACUGUAAUUGCACUUUACACAAAAGAUUUUCCAAAUUUUGGGUGUUUCAAAAUGAUAGACACGGCUGAUAUUUUUGCCAAAAACUUGCGAAUAUGGGCCCCAUGGAGCUUGAAAUUAUUAGUAUGACUGUAUUGCAACUGUCUGGACUUUACUGAGCUCAAAAAGCCCAAAUUUUAAUGCAAUUGUCCCGGAAUUGCACAUAUACCUCCAUUUUGUGCAAUCUGGCCUGCAUUUGUCAGAAGUCCACUUUCCAUGGGCACAGACAGUGCAGAAGCGACCUAUGGUAUGUAAUGGAGUAGAUCCAGUCAGUUUUCACCGGUAUGCAACACAAAAAUGCGUGGAAAUUGCAACGAAAACUGAUUCCGCAGCGAAAGUCGUCACUUUUAAAGCUUCUCAAGCGGGUGCCUGUCGUUUGCACAACCCAAAAAGCUCUGAACUAUCUUGAAAACCCACAAACAAACGUUAUUACAUAAUCCUUAUGUCCACGUUCAGUCGGGCCAACGCCAGAAAACGUCAAGUUUGCAAAAAGCCCUUUUUAACCCAUUUUUAAGCCUAUUCUGCAUAGAUUCGCAAAAUAAUGGUGCACUGCGGACCCGCCGAAGCAAUGCUGCACAUGCUACCGUGCUAAACGUAUUUACAAAACCCUAAACAUUCCAGCCAAGAAGUCUUUCUUCGCAUCUAGCUUGUUUCGAAACGUAGGGUAGCCUUCAAAGCUGACUAUGUCGCAGCGGAAUCAGUUUUUGUUGCAAUUGCCACGCAUUUUUGUGUUGCAUACCGGUGAAAACUGACUGGAUCUACGCCAUUACAUACCAUAGGUCGCUUCUGCACUGUCUGUGCCCAUGGAAAGUGGACUUCUGACAAAUGCAGGCCAGAUUGCACAAAAUGGAGGUAUAUGUGCAAUUCCGGGACAAUUGCAUUAAAAUUUGGGCUUUUUGAGCUCAGUAAAGUCCAGACAGUUGCAAUACAGUCAUACUAAUAAUUUCAAGCUCCAUGGGGCCCAUAUUCGCAAGUUUUUGGCAAAAAUAUCAGCCGUGUCUAUCAUUUUGAAACACCCAAAAUUUGGAAAAUCUUUUGUGUAAAGUGCAAUUACAGUGCAAUGAGAAAAUUGAUUUGUAGGUGUAGGUUUUCAAACCUCCUCUUUCAACCUGUUUAGGUUUCGUAUCCGUCAACUGAACCCCGACACCGCAAUUGCAAAUUUUAUAGGCGUGUCUAUCAUUUUGAAAUGGAGUGUACUAGGAGUUCCACAAGUACCACUUUAAUUUUGGUACUACUAGUCCGAAGUGCCAAAAUCUUGAACUUUUCAAUUAAAACGUUUACUAAGCAUGUACGAAAACUCACAAAACCGCUCAUAUCUCAACGUUCCGACAAGCUGUUGGCCCACCACUGACACAUGCUUAUCAAAAUUCUAUUUUAGUCUAAUGGUGUAAAAGGCUAUACGGAACACUAUACCAAAGUUUAGCGCCUGCAUCCACCAAAACCCCAGUGCGGAAGUCACCCGAAAUCUUUGCCGGAGGGCAUAACUCGGUAAUGGGCCAAUAUGGUUUUCCACCUGCAUUCUAUGCGUUUAACAGAUAAAAAAUGAGGUUAAAAAAUCAAAACAAUGUUAAAAAUUCAAUGUCGUUGCGAACCUUCGAUUUCUCGCAAACUUUAUCUUAAGUGAUUGUGAGCCAUUUUAUAGUUGAGGAAGUAUUUCUUCUGGGCCCUGAAGAACAAUGUGGAUUCAUCUAUCUUGCCCAUUGACGCCGGACAGUUCUAUGCCAUUUAUUUAUUAAAAAAACUGCCUGAGGGCGUUCGCAUUAACCUCAAGAAAACGUCAUUUAAAAAAUUCAGCACUUUUUUAAAGAAGGUCAACGAUUUUAGCAAUGGAGAAGUGUUAAAAGUAGCCAAUAAAAAAGGUGUCGACUCAAUCACCGAGGUGGGAUAUAAUUUAAAAUUAGAGGAAGUCUUUAGAUAAACUUUUCCCAUCCUCUAAUACAACAAGCAGAGCAAUUACAAGGUGCGAAUGAUGAAGAGGGACCGAAAGGGAUCGGGAGACCGAGGAUCUCCGAAUGUUUUUCCAUCACCGAAGCAGUGAUGCCAUUCUUGGGGCCAUUUGGAUACCGAAGAGGAGAUGUGAUCCAACAGAAUCAGGUCAGAGAAUGUGUUGUGAACUAUGGAACCAAACAUGUAAGUAAGCCAUUAAUUCGUUUUAUAGAGUCUUCAGAAUCUGAUCCGGAACAAUGGUAAAGGCAUAGAAUUGGAUGAUAAUCUACAAACUCUGAUGAGGCACUUCCUUCCCGCCAUUGUCAUCGUCAAUGAUGUUGUUCAAAAGUUGGUAUCACAUAUGACUAAAACCAUUGUGGUGACUCUAGAAGACGGGAGGAAGAAUAUCAAAAGAAAUCAAACACCAUUCAUCGAAUUCAAGGUAUAGAUUUAUCACAUAAUUAUUUGUAUUACAGGUGGAAAAACGAAGUGGAAAUAAGACAGUAACUCUUGUCAGCAACUUUUCUUUCUUCGGCGUUGAUGCAAAAGCGCUAUCCAAGAAAGUUCAAAAUGCAAUGGCCACAGGGGCUAGUAUAAACCAAGACGUUCCUAAUUGUGAAGGUCCCCAACUUCUAGUGCAUGGAAACCAUGUCAAUUACCUUGGAGAACUCUUCCAGAAUGAGCUUGGAAUACAAAAGAAAUAUAUCAAAGGCCUUGAAUUGGGAGCUAAGACAAAGAAAGGCAAAAGUAGAAAUACCGGGUUUAUCUAA